UGGGCAUUCUGUAUGAAAACAAGAUACCGUACUUAAAAAGUUAUUGUAAUCUAUGGUUAAAAAAUUCUUGGCUGUCAUCUGUCACUUAAAUUUUAGGCUGGUAAUGUCAUGUCAAAGUCACAUGGUCAGCAUUGUUUUGAGAACACAUUCAGUAUAAUUCUAAUAACUAUUUUAAAAAUAGUUAUAAAUUUUUUAACUUACAUUAAUUUAAUAUACGAUCUUCGUAUAAAAAUGAUUUGCAUACAAUGCAGUCACAGUGCUAAAUACAAAUGUCCAAAAUGCCGUCAACCGUAUUGCUCGGUAGGCUGUUAUAAAAUACACAAAGAAAAUCCAUGUUCUGCUUCUACCCCAGUAACAGAACCGAAAAGUAACGUAGUGCAUAAUACAGUAGAAUAUGAAUAUCCAACUGAAGACACAGUACCACUAGAAAAAUUACAAUUAUUAGAACAAUCUUCCGAGGUGAAGAAAUGCUUAGAAAAUCCAUAUGUUCGGGAAAUGUUAGAAUUAUUAGACAAAUCUGCAUAUCCUGAUGAUCUCAUAAAAGAAUAUAUGAUUGAGCCUAUAUUCACUGAAUUUGCCGAUGCAUGUCUCAAAGUUGUGCAGCCAAGAAAUGAUUGUGAAUAAAUGUUUAAAGAAACUAGUAUAUGCAUAACCAUACUGCAUGCUAUAAUGUAAAUAAAAUCACUUCAAGUCUUCAAAACUAUUGUGCGAAGAAUGAUGUCACUAGAGACUUAAGAUGACAGAUUUUUUUUUGUUGCUUUUGUAUACAGACAAGGCAUCUGCCGCACAUUAGUUUUUUGAAAGGGCAAUUGUAAGGAUAAAUACAUACCUGCCAGUUUUAAGCAAAAAUAGUAAAUAAAAACAAACUAAUAUGAAAAUAUGUAUUCAUUCACUUCAACGUGGUUGUAUUAUUUUGA
Molecule: messenger RNA, 917 nt
Organism: Papilio xuthus (Asian swallowtail)
Lineage: Eukaryota; Metazoa; Arthropoda; Insecta; Lepidoptera; Papilionidae
Product: zinc finger HIT domain-containing protein 3
Exons: 3
Coding region: 109-624 (171 amino acids)
Molecular function (GO): protein binding
Source: RefSeq, a predicted model, not a curated record